CUUGGCAAUCGCCCGCCUGAACCCUGCCCCAAAGCCACAGGGCUACACUACAGAAUACUAACAAACAAUAAAACACCACAACAAGCAUCAUCAACUCGGGCAGUAACAGGCGACAGCGACGCAGCCGAGUAUCAGCAUGAGCAGCUCCAAUAUGGUGAGCGCAACUUGAAGGCACUUAGCCAGUCAUGUCGCUCAUUCCAUACCACCCACGCGAGGGGCGCGAGAUUGUGCUCCGCCAUCACAACGCGAUUGUCGUCCGCGACCCGUCAUCCCAACGGCUCGAGAUCAGGGGUCUGCAGCUGCACGAAUGUCCCACCUGUCACCGGCCUUUGCGCUCGGCCUCGCCCGAUAGACACUAUGAAAGCAACCAGCAUGGCGAUAGUUAUGUCGACCCUAACUAUUUUCGCAUGCUGCGCGCUAGCCACAGCCUAAGGAGCGCCUCGACAUCCCACUCGCCGCCGAGUCCGAUCCGCCGACUGGUGGUACCUCUUCCCGCUGCCGUUCAUGACGAAGGCGAAUCCCACGCCGAAUUCCUGAGCAGCUCGCCCGCCCCGCAGAGCGGUGGCCGCAUAAAGCGAGAAGCCUUCAGCCCAAACUACUUUGACACCUUUUUCAUCGAAGAGAGAGAGCUUGGCAGGGGAGGGAAAGGCGUCGUGCUUCUGGUCCGACACGAGAUCGACGGGUGUAACCUCGGUCACUUUGCCUGCAAGCGCGUUCCCGUUGGUGACAAUCAUGCCUGGUUGGAGAAAGUGCUUGUUGAGGUUGAGCUGCUUGCCAACCUGGCGCACCCCAAUCUAGUCUCAUACCGCCACGUCUGGCUUGAAGACGUCCAACUCACGAGGUUUGGCCCGAGCGUCGCGUGUGCUUUCAUUCUCCAGCAGUACUGCAAUGGAGGCGAUCUAUUACAGUACAUCAUCGGCGAGAAGCCAAAAGAGGCCACCAAGGAGGAACUAAAGGCCCAAAUGCGACGCAGGUCCAGAGGCCGGGCUGAGCGCCCCCAAGUCCAGAGGCGGCUCCCUCCGGAGGAGAUCUACUCGCUCUUCAAAGAUAUCACCUCGGGCCUAUCCUAUCUGCAUUCGUCGAACUACAUCCAUAGAGACCUCAAGCCGAGCAACUGUCUCCUUCAUCGCGAUGGUAACCAUCUGAAGUGCCUGAUCAGCGACUUUGGCGAAGUUCAACCAGAACACGCUGUCCGUAAGUCGACGGGGUCGACCGGUACCAUCUCAUACUGUGCCCCGGAAGUCUUGAAAAAAGACGCAAGCGGCCGGUACGGCAACUUCACCACCAAGUCAGACAUCUUCUCCCUCGGCAUGAUCCUGUAUUUUAUGUGUUUCGGGCGCCUACCGUACGUCCACGCCAACAUCGUCAACGAGGAGCUGGAGGACGCUGAUCAGCUACGCGCCGAGAUCUCCGACUGGAAAGGGUUCCAGGCCGAGAGAAAAGAACGACCAGACCUGCCUUCGAAGUUGUACCAGCUGCUCACGCGGCUUCUCGCAGUCAAUCCCGCAGACCGGCCAACCGCGAGUGAGGUUUUGAGUGCGAUGGGGGGCGAGGCCAACUUUGAGGGUAUGAUGAGGGGCUCUAGAAACACCAACCCAUUUCUCGGCCUAGGCGGGCAAAGGAUCCAAGACCUGGACUCUCCUUUGCAGUCCAGCACGCCAGUUGCAGAUCCCACAAAGCACGCACGCGUCAACAACGCCGCAAACGAAGACUCCCCGGAACCUUCGCAGCGCCCCGUUUCCGAUGCCUUCACAAAGCCACCCACCAGCAACCUCCUCUCCAGGCGCAUCAACCAACAACCAACAACAUCAUCGGCGGGGGACGCUCGCCACGCAGCGUCCCACGCCAUGACUCUCUCCCGGGGCAACCGUAGCCGCUCUCAGAGCAACGACAGCCGCACCCACACCCCGCAUCAUCCCCAUCCCCCCUCGCCCCAUCGCAGCAGCAACCCCAACCCCGCUCCCGCUAGCCCUCAGCCGGCCACCAUUACCACCCCGCUGCUCAUGCCCCCGCCUACGACCCGACUGCAGCGGGCGAGGCUCACGGCCCUGUUGGCGUGGUACCGGGCCGCGCGCUGGGUGAGUUCCAACGCAAUGCUAUUGCGGCUGGCGCUGUUCGCAGCCAAGGUGCUGUCGCUGUCAUGGGUGUGCUGGCCGUACAGUGCCGGAUGGGCCGUCACGGCUGUCGUGGUGGGGUUGGCGGCCGGGGAUCUGCAUUUCGGGCUUAGGGAUGAAGAAGGCACCGGUACUACUGGGAGCGAGACGGGCGUCGAGGGGACGAGUGAGAGGGCGAGGUUGGGAUCAUGGGAUGGGGCUGUGCCCCGGGAGAGAGCAGGGGAGGAGGGAGUAGGGCUGCUGGAGCAGAGUCAGGAUGGAGGGAGAAGAGCUGAGGGUCCCGGCGGGGCCCGAUGGUUAGACGGCGGUUGGCAGAGGAGUUUGGUCUUGUUGCUGUUGCACUGUUUCAUACUGGCGAGUAUGAACAGCUUUGGGAUGAUGUGUGCUGGGGGGCAGGUUACUAGGGGGUGGGAGGACUGGUGAACCUUGUGAGGUCAGCGGGCUGUCCCAAGGGGGGAAAAGUGAAGAGGUGGUGAAGCUCCAUUCAUGAUCCAAGCCUGAGUGUUGGUCAGAGCUCACGCUGGGUUUCCUUCGCCAUCUGUCGGGUGCUGGCUGGCCACCCUUCCGGGUCAUUCGGCCCCUUUUCGGCACUACGGAUUCCGGUUAACGCCCGUCUUGGUCCACGACAUUUUCUACUGAGCUUUGUUCUGGCGCCAGCGCAUAUGAGAAAAGAGUAUUCUACGACCGAGCAACGCACGAGUCUGGGUA
This is a messenger RNA of Thermothelomyces thermophilus ATCC 42464, 2822 nucleotides long. RefSeq lists its product as uncharacterized. Gene Ontology annotation, biological process: protein phosphorylation. The transcript has 3 exons. Gene Ontology annotation, molecular function: ATP binding; protein kinase activity. Lineage: Eukaryota; Fungi; Ascomycota; Sordariomycetes; Sordariales; Chaetomiaceae. Bases 186 to 2537 code for a protein of 783 amino acids. The record is from RefSeq and is a predicted model, not a curated record.